ACAGGAUCGUAACACUUUUGAGCCUCACAACGGGAACUGUAUGCUGUAGAGAAUCCUAACCAAAGAUCGCGCGACAACCAACCUCAUUAUCCCUCGCUGUACACGUGGUAACCUUCCUAUCUCGCCACUGACGACCGCCUCCCUCGCAUAGCACCCGACAAGAAACACGCGAACACCCGGAUGUCGCUCCCACGGUAACCAUGGCCGUCCUGUCGAAACCUCUUUCGACGCGCCUCUCGAGCGCAAACGUCAAAUCAAUCGUCAACGACCUCACCACCCUCUACCUGCAGCACCGAACCCGCAUCUCGCGCGCCGUCUACCUCACCCUCUUUGUCGCCCUCAUAAACCGCAUUCGCAAUGCCAUUGCCGAGCAAAAGGCCGCUUCCAUACGGCGCGCACAGCACAAGAAGUCAGGUACAGCGCAGGGUGAAGGCGAGGCAACAGGUCGCAAGAAAGUCGAGCUCAAUCGCGAGUUCUUCAAGAAUCUAUUGCGGCUGCUGAGGAUAUGUAUACCGGGCUGGAAGAGCAAGGAAUUCCGGUUGAUAAUUGGGCAUAGUGUGUUCCUGGUGCUUCGGACGAUGAUUAGCUUGUACGUUGCCGAGUUGGAUGGGCGCUUGGUUAGUGCACUUGUGAGAGGACGCGGGAGGGAGUUUCUCGUCGGGCUGGUGUGGUGGAUGGGAGUGGCUGUUCCGGCUACGUUUACGAAUUCAAUGCUCUCAUACCACCAGUGCAAGCUUUCCCUCCAAUACCGUACCCGCCUCACCAACUACAUCCACAGCAAGUACCUCUCGCAAAUGACCUUCUAUACUCUCUCCGCCCUCGACGACCGUAUAACAAACGCCGAUCAACUCAUAACAGUCGACGUAGCCAAAUUCUCAAACUCGCUUGCAGAACUCUACUCCAACCUCGCUAAACCCGUCCUCGACAUCAUAAUCUACAACUACAGCCUUUCGCGAAGCGUUGGCGGUGAGGGGCUCUUCUUCAUGUCGCUCCUGGUGCAGGUGUCAGCGAGUGUAAUGAGGGCGUUAACACCGCCGUUCGGGAAAUAUGUCGCAGAUGAGGCGCGUUUGGAGGGAGAGUUUAGGGCUAGCCAUAGUCGAUUGAUUGACUGGAGUGAGGAGGUCGCGCUGUAUGCGGGGCACGAGGCGGAAAAGGAUACUCUGGACAAGGGGUAUUUCACACUCAUCAAGCAUGUCAACAGGAUAUUGCGGCGGCGAUUCUACCAUGGUAUCAUGGAAGACUUUGUUAUCAAGUAUUUCUGGGGCGCGCUAGGGUUGCUACUGUGCAGCGUGCCGGUGUUCUUCAAGGUGCCGGGAACGCAUGGGAAGAGUAUGGGGGAUCGCACGGAAAGCUUUGUAACCAACCGCCGCAUGCUCCUAAUGUCGUCCGAUGCCUUCGGCCGCGUCAUGUUCUCCUACAAAGAAAUCACCGAACUUGCCGGCUACACGUCGCGCGUCUCCACCCUCCUGGACGUAAUCGACGACAUUCAAGCCGGCCACUUCGAAAAGAAACUCGUCUCUUCCGCCGAUACGGAGGAAAACGCGGCUGUACUGCGCGGGCGCGGCACGGUUACUGAGGGUACAGAUAUAGAGUUCGUUGACGUACCUAUCGUCUCGCCCAACGGCGACGUCUUAGUCCGCGCCCUGUCCUUCACCGUUAAGCCCGGCGACCACCUACUCAUCGUUGGCCCGAACGGCUGCGGCAAGUCCAGCCUCUUCCGGAUAUUAGGGGGUUUGUGGCCAGUCUACGGCGGCAAAGUGCGCAAACCGCCUUUCGAGGAUAUCUUCUACAUCCCACAGCGUCCCUAUCUCUCCCGCGGCUCACUGCGCCAGCAAAUCAUCUACCCGGAUUCCCUGCUCGACAUGCGGCAAAAGGGUACCACAGACAACGACCUACUCCACAUCCUCGAGACGCUUGAAAUCGCUUCCUUGAUUGAUCGCCCCGGUGGCUUCGAUGCCGAACAACCCUGGGAAGAUGUCUUGUCCGGCGGCUUGCAGCAGCGCGUUGCCAUGGCGCGCUUGUUCUAUCAUAAACCGAGAUACGCGAUUCUGGACGAGUGCACGAGCUCUGUCACGCUGGAAAUCGAGAGGGUGAUGUAUGAGGAAGCGAAGGCACUGGGCAUCACUCUUAUGACGGUCAGUCAUAGGAGGAGUUUGUGGAAGUAUCACACGAGAAUACUCCAGUUUGAUGGCCAGGGGGGGUUUUAUUUCGGGGUAUUGGAUGCGGAAAGGAGGGCCGUUCUAGAAGAUGAGAAAGAAGACAUUGAGCUACAGCUCCGUGCUGUACCAGACAUUGAGCAGCGCAUCGCUGAGUUGACGUCUUCGUAGUUGGUCGGGGACUUUGCUUUGCUUGUGGCGGAAAGGUGUGGAGUGUGAGUUUUGCGCGCCUUGUACGACUACUUCUUCAGGUUAUUUUCUGGGGAUUGUUGCAUCCAUCAGUCGUUUGAAUGGGUAGAUAUGAUACACGAGUAGAUGUGUAGAUGUCUUCACGAAAUUUACACGUCUCAUUUUUCUCCCUGCACAAGCACUCAGAUAUGCAAUACUCAAGACCGCCCAAAGAGGCCUUAGUAUAC
This is a messenger RNA of Cucurbitaria berberidis CBS 394.84, 2572 nucleotides long. RefSeq lists its product as uncharacterized. Gene Ontology annotation, biological process: very long-chain fatty acid catabolic process; peroxisome organization; long-chain fatty acid import into peroxisome. The transcript is spliced from 4 exons. Bases 201 to 2327 code for a protein of 708 amino acids. NCBI's taxonomy places the organism in Eukaryota, Fungi, Ascomycota, Dothideomycetes, Pleosporales, Cucurbitariaceae. The record is from RefSeq and is a predicted model, not a curated record. Gene Ontology annotation, molecular function: ABC-type transporter activity; ATP hydrolysis activity; long-chain fatty acid transmembrane transporter activity. Gene Ontology annotation, cellular component: peroxisomal membrane.